This is a messenger RNA of Geodia barretti, 1407 nucleotides long. The record is from the annotation of a GenBank genome assembly. NCBI's taxonomy places the organism in Eukaryota, Metazoa, Porifera, Demospongiae, Tetractinellida, Geodiidae.
AUGUCGGCGAGUCGCUGCUUCCCGGGCAGCAUCCCCAUUCUGGACAACCUCGGUGUGAUGGACGAGGUGCGUCGCGCCGCCUUCGUAGUCAAGCCCGGCGCAACAAUGAUCUGGGGCGUUGAACGCGAACCCUGGAGUUGGUAUUUCAGGGAAACACACGCCAGCAAUCCCCAUUCCUACCAAGUCUGGCGUCCCGACUUCGACGCCAUCCUGCUAAACAACGCUCGUCGUACCGGCGUGGACGUGCGCGAAGGCUGGCAAGCCACACAGGUCGUGUUUGACGACAAAGGCGCUGCCGCUGCCGUUCGCUGCCGUCCGGCAGAUGAUUUGUCCGAGGAAAUCGAGCUGCCAGCCCGAUACGUGGUGGAUGCGAGCGGGCAGAGCGGUGUGCUUUCGCGGCAGCUAGGUCUGCGGGAGUGGGACGAUUUCUUUCGCAACCUUGCGGUGUACGGCUACUACAAAGGCGGCAAAGGCCUGCCAACGCCCGACGAGGGAAACAUCCUCAUCGAAUCCCAGCCUGAUGGCUGGCUGUGGCACAUCCCCUUGCGCGAAGGGUGGGCAAGUGUCGGCGCGGUGGUGGAUGCAGAAGUCGGUCAGCAGGGCGUCCGCGAACUCGGCGCCCGCCGCUUCCUGGAAUCACAGGUCGCCGCCGCCCCUUAUCUUGCCGGGCUAUUGGAGUCUGCCACUUUGUUAUCCGGUCCGGAGGUGGUGCGGGACUGGUCAUAUCGCUGCCAAUCGCUGAGCGGUCCCGGCUAUAUUCUGGUCGGGGAUGCCGGCUGUUUCAUCGAUCCUCUGUUUUCGUCCGGCGUCCACCUCGCUUUGACCUAUGCCGCCCUUGCGUCCGUGGUUGUCGUCUCCGCAUUGGAAGACCCUACGAUUGCCGGUCCCGCCGGCAAGAUGUACGAGCAGAUGUAUUACAGGGAAUACGGGCAUUUCCGCGAGCUGGCGCGCCUAUUCUAUUCCAGCAACCGCACAGCCGAUUCGUAUUUCUGGGAGGCGCGCCGUCUGCUGGACGACGACCCUUCGCUCACGCCACGGCAGUCGUUCAUCCAACUGGUAGCCGGGCAACCUGCGCGAGGCUAUGAGCGUGUCGCGCUUUCGAGAGGGCUUCCACCGUCCGCGUUCGGCGACAGCGUUGCCGCGGUUGAGUCGGAGCGACAGCGCCGCCGGGAGCAGGGCUUGCAGCCUGAUAUCCCAUUGCGAUUGGCUGAUGGAGUACGCUUGCAGCGGCAGCCUGUCCUUGCCGAAGAGCGUUUCGUGUGGGGUGUGGGCCUGGUUACGGACGCGCAUCCGGAGGGCAUUCCAUGCAGCGCGCUUGUAUCGCAGUUGCUGAGCCGACUGGAUGGUGAGCGGGCUGCGGCGGAGGCGCUGGAGUUGCUCUAUGUGGACGGGGCGAUUACGACUUAG